Molecule: messenger RNA, 1874 nt
Organism: Baudoinia panamericana UAMH 10762
Lineage: Eukaryota; Fungi; Ascomycota; Dothideomycetes; Mycosphaerellales; Teratosphaeriaceae
Exons: 2
Coding region: 58-1407 (449 amino acids)
Biological process (GO): pseudouridine synthesis
Molecular function (GO): RNA binding; pseudouridine synthase activity
Source: RefSeq, a predicted model, not a curated record
CCAUCUUCUAGAGUCCUUACGUAUCUCCUGCGCCGUGGGCGUAUACCCUCGUCAACCAUGGCGUUGGCCGUCUUCGAGCCUCCAAUCGACACGCCAGAAGCUGUUACUUCGCCGCCUGCUGUGGUAACAACUCCGUGUGAUCCAUGGCCAAGACCGUAUUAUCUCGAGGACGGUCUUCGGAGGGUUGCGCCAUACCACUUCACUUAUAAUACGAAUGUCAAGGAGCGGUGGCGAGGGCGCGGAAUUCUUGACAUCUUUCGCGAUGAGUUUCGUGACCGGCCAGAGGAGUACUAUAAAGACGCCAUAGAGACGGGUAAGAUACAGGUCAACGGCCAACCCGUGCCUUCUGUCGGCGCCGUAGUCCAGAAUGGCGAUAUCAUAAGCCAUACACUGCACCGACACGAGCCUCCUGUGACAGCUCAGCCGAUCACUAUCGUGCACGAGGACGACGACAUGAUUGUCAUCAACAAGCCUGCUGGCGUGCCCGUGCACCCUGCUGGUCGCUACAACUACAACAGCGUGGUGGAGAUCAUGCGAGCCGAAAGAGGACAUCAAUGGAAUCCUCUGCCGUGCAAUAGACUUGACCGAUUGACGAGUGGAGUAAUGUUCAUCGGCAAGCACAAGAAAGCCGCCGAGCGGCUGACGGAUCAGCUUGUUGAGCGGACGGUGAGGAAGGAGUACGUUGCUCGAGUUAAAGGCGAAUUUCCGGCCAACGAGGUUGUUUGCGAGCAACCAAUACUGCAGAUCUCGCCAAAGCUUGGCUUGAACAGAGUCCGAGCGAAUGGAAAGACCGCUAAAACGGUCUUCAGACGCCUUGCGUACUACCCACCAGCAGCCACGUCGCAAGGAGACAGUGCACCAAAGGAAGGCUACUCGAUUGUCCGUUGCCUUCCAUUGACUGGCCGCACGCAUCAGCUCCGUGUGCAUCUGCAGUUCCUUGGACAUCCCAUCACGAACGACCCGAUAUAUGCCAAUCGACGUGUCUUCGGCGCCAGUCUUGGUCGUUCAAGCGCCAACUCCGAUGAUGACGACGACAUAAUGACUCGCCUCUCGCGCAUGGGCAAGGAUGAAGUUGCAGAAGCCGUGGCAUACGAGGACGAAAUGAUCGAGGAGUACAACAAGAAGAAAGCUGAAAAAAUGACUGGUGAAUCGUGCGACAUAUGCCAGACGCCGCUCUACAGUGACCCCGGGCCUCACGAGCUUGGCAUCUACUUGCACGCCAUGAAGUACGCCAGCGCAGACGGAAGCUGGAGCUAUGAGACGCCGUUACCGAACUGGGCGUUGCCGCCUCCUGGUUUCGCAGGGCCGCUGGGAGCAACGCCAGAGAGUGAUCCUUUAGCGGCGGAUCUGAAGCGGUUGGACGUGGUAGAUGAUGCUCCGGAGGUCCAGGUGAACGGCAGUACGUAAUAUUUGGCUACUAGGAGGCAUGCGGAUAGAGAUGCGGUAGCAAUGUCGUGUGUCGAAUGGCGCAAUCACUGCCGCAACUGCUUGCUUGGCAGUGCAAUUGCCUGCAUGGUGCCUGCCGAUCGCUCCACGAGGGAGGCUGAGCACUGCAGCUGGCCGCCUUGGCAAUCAUAUGGCUUCGAAUUCAGCUGUUGAAGCUCUGCAUCACCUCAUCUUCCUCAUCAAGUGAGGGUCUACAUAGAGAGAGCUUGCCAUCCACCGUCCCUCAAUCAACACCAAACUCUGCUUCAGACAUCUGAGCUCACUCAGCAAUCAUGGGUGUGAGUCUCUCAUCCUUUGGCACUUCUACCCCACCAUCACAGCCCCUCCAAGCGACGUCAUGGCACACGGGUGAAGGGACGCCCAAGGAUUAUACUGACGAACAAGCAGUUGGCCUCGAAACUCGCCGCGGCGCAAGGAGGACAAGCAGC